Molecule: messenger RNA, 857 nt
Organism: Penaeus vannamei (Pacific white shrimp)
Lineage: Eukaryota; Metazoa; Arthropoda; Malacostraca; Decapoda; Penaeidae
Source: RefSeq, a predicted model, not a curated record
CAGAGAUGUCAGCCUCGGCUCUCUCCUCCCUGCUGACGGCAACGGUGCUGCUGACGCUGGUUCUCCCGGGCGUCAGGAGCAUGUCCGUGGCUGACGUCGGAGCCGAUGGCGAGGAACUGGGGAGGAAUAGCAAGUUUAUUUUCACCCUUGUGAAGUUUCCGAACGUGAAGUGUGGCUCUGGCCUCGACGCCGGAACCUGCGUCACGGGCGCCGAAUGCACGGCCAGAGGGGGCAGCGUCGUCGGCUCCUGCGCCAAGGGAUACGGAGUCUGCUGUAAAAUAACUCUGACGGGCUGCGGCGGCACGGUCACCCGGAACAACACGCUGGUUCUCUCCACGGACUACCCGAGCUACUACAACGAGGCCAAGACGUGCGAGUACAAGGUGCAGUUCGACGACGCCCCCGGCCACGUCUGCCAAAUUCGCUACCAGCACAUCAGCAACGAACUCGUGGCGCCGAGUAGUGUUGGUGUCUGUGAAAAUGACAAGCUUGUGUUUAAGGAGGACACGAAAUCCACGUAUUUCUGCGGAAAAGCUCCAGACAACUACCAAUGGAACGUGGCGACGUCGGGCACGAGCAGCCCCCACACCUUCACCAUCACGACUGACUCCUCGAGCUCCAACCGCCGCUACGCCAUCCUGGUCACGUGGAUUCCCUGCUCGGUGAGAGUUCCUGGCACGUGUGGCAUGUACUUCGAGGGCAUUACUGGCAGCAUUACGUCGUACAAUUUCAACAAUGGCUAUUAUUUAGCGGGUCUCAACUACGGCAUAUGCUUUAGAAAGGAACAAGGGAGGUGUACUUACACACUUAGGAAAACGUCUGAAUGCAGGCAUGCCAAAGACACAUCACUGGUAUGA